This is a messenger RNA of Ornithodoros turicata, 732 nucleotides long. RefSeq lists its product as uncharacterized. The record is from RefSeq and is a predicted model, not a curated record. The transcript is spliced from 4 exons. Lineage: Eukaryota; Metazoa; Arthropoda; Arachnida; Ixodida; Argasidae. Bases 1 to 732 code for a protein of 243 amino acids.
AUGGAUCAGAUUCUUCAGGGCAUUCCUCACACAACGUGCUACAUUGAUGAUAUUCUCGUGACUGGCAGAUCAAUAGAGGAGCAUAUAGCCAAUUUGAAACAGGCGCUAAAACGUCUUCGAGAGCGUGGGGUACGACUUGAGAAAGAAAAGUGCGAGUUCUUCAAGGAAGAGCUUUCGUACCUGGGUCAUAGAAUCAGCAGGGACGGGCCGACUACGUUGGACGACAAGGUGACUGCCCCGACCACGACGUUAUCCCUAGGAUCGCACGUAUGUUCGCUUGUGGCUGUUAGCUCUAUCGCUGAACCAGAUCUCAACGGCCAGGAGACUGCCCCGUCAGGGCCAACGACGGGGAUCUCUUCAAUGGCAGCGGCACGGUUGCAGCGAUGGACAUGCAACCUGGCAGCCCACCGGUACAGUGUAGUGUACAAGGCCUCGGCAGCAAAAGCGAACGCAGACUUCCUCUCGAGACUGCCACAACCGACUAGAGGCUGCAAGGAGGACGUGGUCGGCGAGACGUAUGUGUUUUUCUGUGACUAUUUCGAGAACAUUCCCGUAAAAAGCAGUGACAUUUCCCGAGUUACGUGCAAGGACCCCCUGCUCAGCAGAGUGGUUCAGUUCGUACUGAAUGGUUGGGAAACACAAAGCACGCCGCCACCAGAAAGGCUCCUGCCAACCUUCCCUUGCAACGUAACAUCCGCACAUGCUGGACCUCAUGAGGCCUUCCGUGGCUGA